AUGGCCCACAAAUCCUGUUGCCUGCUGCUGCUGCUUAGCUGCCUCUUUGUGAUGGCUGCCGCUCAGUAUUACACGCAAUACAAUCCAUAUAACACGCCCAGUCCCACAUUUUCCAGCCUGAAUGGUUAUUAUUAUUCGACAACAUCUCCCUACUACUAUCCCACGGCCAGUACUUAUUUGAAUGAUGUCCGGAUACGCAUUUGGCCCUAUGUCAUUGGACAGUAUCUGUAUCCGACUUACUACAACAACAACAACUACAAUCCAUAUGCCUCGCUGAGCACACCCAACUGGCAGAGCUACUAUUCGAGUGUCUAUCAAAAUAACUGGGGUAAAAAAUAGUUUCUUAACUUAUCAAAUAGUUUUAAGUUGUUCAAUAAAAGUUAAAUAGAUUUA
This is a messenger RNA of Drosophila montana, 393 nucleotides long. RefSeq lists its product as uncharacterized. The record is from RefSeq and is a predicted model, not a curated record. The coding region runs from base 1 to 339 and encodes 112 amino acids. The transcript has 2 exons. Lineage: Eukaryota; Metazoa; Arthropoda; Insecta; Diptera; Drosophilidae.